AUGCGGACCGUUACUCAAGUCACAAAUUCAAACGGUGUUUUACACCCGCUUUCCCCUGGUGGAUGUAGCAAAACUAUUUUUCGGACAGAUGGGACACUUAUAGAUCGAUUUCUGGAUCAAGUAGCCAUCAAGGGUGGCGAAGCAGCCAUAUCCCACCGCGACACAACAUUGACUUAUUCCGAAGUGGACAAGUAUUCACUGAGAUUAGCAAGACUGCUUUUGCUGAAAGGUUUCAGAAAGGAGCACAUCAUUUUAUGCCGCUUCCAUAAGUCACCUUGGGCCAUUGUCUCCUUUCUAGGGAUUCUCCGCGCUGGGUUGGCGUUUACACCUGUGGACCCGUCACACCCAGCUGCCCGGCUGCAUCAUGUAGCGAUCGAAACGGGUUCUUCCCUGAUGCUCGAGUUCGGGGGCGAUUUGCUACAAAUCGGCGAUGUCGAGUCUUGGAACACAGAUUCGACAUUUUUCAGCGGUCUUCCCGAAAAUGCAGGAGUCGACUUGCCAGACAUAGGGAGGAGUGAUCUGGCUUAUGUUUACUUCACCAGUGGGUCGACCGGCCAACCAAAGGGAGUGAUGGUUCAGCACGGGUCCAUAUGUACAAGCCUCGUGGCCCAUGGCCAACGGUUGGGCUUGUGCUCAACGUCGCGCGUUCUUCAAGCCACAUCUUACACGUUCGAUCCCUGCUUGACAGAGAUCUUCGGCACUCUUAUCUACGGUGGAUGUAUAUGCGUGCCCCCAGACUUGACCCAUCUUGUCGAGACAAUUAAUGUGCUUGCUGUAAACUGGGCAUUUUUUACACCUUCAACUAUUUCUCUCCUUCACCCAGAGGAGGUACCGACGCUAAGGACGGUGUCCGUCGGCGGGGAGCCCCUGACCCAAGACUGCAUUGAUACGUGGGCUUCAAAGGUUCGCUUAUACAAUAGCUACGGACCUACAGAGGCCUGUGUAUUUUGUUGCAUCGCUUCUACAGAGCCUACAUCGUCACCUUCCGUUAUCGGGCAUGCUGUAGGUUGUCAAUCGUGGAUUGUGGACUCGAGAGAUCCUAAUAAGCUGGCUGCGAUCGGAGAAGUGGGUGAGCUAUUGAUUGAGGGAGAGAUUCUCGCCCGCGGCUAUCUCAAUGACCCUGAAAAAACCGCAGCAGCAUACAUCACUGGCCUUUUGUGGGCGAAUCCUGCUAUUGUAUCAAACGCACCAAGGCGUUUUUAUAAGACUGGGGAUCUUGCACGAAUCAAUCUUGAUGGAACAAUAUCCUGUCUCGGUCGCCGCGACAAGCAGGUGAAGAUCCGGGGCCAGCGGGUCGAGCUAGGCGAUAUUGAGAGUCAUAUCAAACAACACCUCGGUCACCAAGGCCCAAAUGUCUUUGUGGAAUUGGUGGAACGGAAUAUGACAGAUUACCUCGUUGCAUUUCUCGUGUUAGGCUCGUCACACAGCACGAUCACAGCAGUGGGAAAUUGGAAACCCUGGUGCGAUGAUCUGCAAACAAAACUUUCGCAAAGCCUCCCAACAUAUAUGAUACCCGGACAUAUAGUUCCUCUCCAAUAUCUACCCAUGACUACCUCUGGAAAAGUCGACCGGGCUGCUCUGCGGGAUAAGUUCCAGAAAUUGCACAGUCAAGUCGCGCCGGAGUUACCCAUGGUUCAAGUACAAACUAACCACAGUGAAUCGCAUGAUGAGGAGAGAAUAUUCAAGAUUGAAGUGGCUCGCGUUCUUUCAUUGGCCCCUACGGCUCUCGACCUAAAUCACAGCUUUCUUGAACUUGGGGGCAACUCGCUUCAUGCUAUCAGGCUUGUCUCACGUUUACGAAAGGCGAGUAUCCAUUUACGUACCGAAGAAAUUUUGCAACCAAUCUCGCUGUUCUCACUGGUUAGCACUUCAAAGGCCGCAACGCGCCGGAUCACGGCAUCUGUGCCGCAGGACGAAGACAUUUCCUAUGGAUCAACUCCUGACCAUCUCAUGGAGUCUGUGCCUUGGGUAGCCACUCAGUGUGGCAUCGCUUUGGAUUCUAUCGAGUCACUGCAAAAAUGUACUUCUUUUCAAGAGUCUUUGAUGCCAUCUUUGACAAGCCAACCAUGCACUUAUGUGGCUGAAUACAGAUUUCAACUGUCUUCUGGAACAGAUCUGCAUCGCUUCAAGACCUGCUGGGAAGCUGCCUACCAAGCAUUUCCAAUUUUGCGCUCUCGUUUCGUUGUAGCUCCAGCUCACGGUCCAAUAAGGGCAGUCGCUCGUGAGCAGAUUGCUUGGAACGAAAACGGGGUUGACCGGCUACAAUGCAAAAUGACUAUGGAGAGAAUGGGAGCGGGCACUAAGCUCUCCGCAUUCUCACUGAGCAACCACGGAGAAAGUCAUGAAUUCAUCUUGAUAUUACAUCAUUUGCUCUAUGACGAAUGGUCCCUACAGCUUUGCCUCGAGUACGUCACUCAACUGUAUGAUAACUCGCCGCCGCCAACAUUAGGACCAUCCUUCGAUCGAUUUGUCCACUUUUCUAUCGACGCGGCAAAGGACAACGCAUCCCAAGAAUUUUGGAGAAAUGAGCUUUCCUCGGCUUGUGUGGCUCAAUUUCCACGACUUCCUUUCCCGAACUACCGCCCAAAACUAAACGCCAUUCGCGAGAUUCAGGUGCAACAUGCAACGUCAGAGAAGGUGAGAGCUUCUGUUCUUGUGCGGGCUGCUCUUGGUCUCGCGAUGGGUGUCUAUACAGGAUUAGAGGACAUUUGCUUUGGUACUGUCAUGAGUGGCCGAGACGCGAAUAUGCCCGGCGUAGACGAGGUCGUUGGCCCUACACUUGCAACUAUUCCAGUACACAUGACCUGGGAUGCAACAGACACUACUUCCAGCUUCCUUGAUGCCGCUGAGAGCCAGCAACGGGAGAUACAUGCCCAUGAGCAGUACGGAUUCCAGAAUAUCCGAAAGACCAGCGCAGCUGCCGCUCUUGCCUGUGACUUUCAGACAAUGCUUGUGAUACAAUCGCCUUCCCCAGAAGACUCCACGAAGCACUUGUUCGCAGAGCGAACAGAAAACGAGAGUAGAGACUCCCAUGCCUUGGUGCUCGAAUGCACCAUGGGCCCUGAAGCCUUGACCAUGGAGGCUCGGUUCGAUACGGAAGCAAUAUCAACUGAACAAUGCGAACGCUUUUUGGGGUUAUGGGAGCAUAUCCUAGGGCAGCUGUCUUGUGUAGAAGGGGGUACAGCGCUAGGAUCUCUGAACUUAGUCAGUAAGGCAGAUGCGUGGACCCUGGCCACAAGAAACGGCUGUCUCCCUUUCCCAUCUCCAGGUCUCGUUCAUGAUCACUUGGCACGUUGGAGUACAAUACAGCCGGAUAAGAUUGCGAUUGACUCGUGGGAUGGCAAACUUACAUAUCGUGAGUUAGACAUUCUGACUACAAGGUUCGCCGUUUUUCUAGUGGCCUCGAACCCGAGCGGUAUCAUCCCCUUACAUUUUCCCAAGGGGCUGCCUUUGAUCGUCUGCAUGUGGGCAGUUCUAAAGGCCGGGCGAGCGUUUCUCUGCCUCGACACUGAAGCACCAGCAGAUCGAUUAACACAUAUACUGGAGCAACUGGACCGACCCCUGGUCCUCACCCAUAACGCAAAGUCUACCAGGGCUCUUGCAUUAGUCAAUUGUUGGACUAUUGACAAAGGAUAUCUAAGGCAGUUAGGCUGGGCGCAUACGGAGGGUCCUCCCCUCCCAGUCGUCAAUUCACAUGAUAUAGCAUACAUGAUCAUGACAUCGGGAUCAACCGGGCGUCCCAAGGGUGUACUGAUUGAGCACCAGUCCAUCAUGACCACCGUCGCUCAAAGCGGCCCGACCUGGGGUAUCCAGAAAAGCUCGCGCAUGCUCCAAUUCCCAUCCGUGGCCUUCGACGCCGCGGUCAUGGACAUCCUCUCCGCCGUCGUACACGGUGCCUGCCUGUGCGUUCCAAUGCAGGCCAUUGGCAUGGACGCACUAGCAAAUUUCAUCAAGGUAAAGAACGUCAACUGGGCCUUCUUCACACCAUCAUUUCUCCGGCUUGUGAACCCUUCAGAGUUUCCGGGUUUGGAGACCGUCGCUGCUGGAGGAGAAGCAAUGACUACUGAAGUGGCUAGGGUCUGGGCUCCUAGAGUCAACCUCGUGAACGCGUACGGGCCAUGCGAAUGUGCAAUUACUUGCGCGUCGACCCUCGUCAAGGCCGAUGCUCUAAGCCAUUCCUCAAUUGGCAAGGCGAUAGGUUGUGUUCUCUGGAUCGUUGAUGCCAAAAACCACGAGCGCCUCGCGCCCAUCGGUACCGUUGGAGAGCUUCUAAUCGAGGGACCGAUCGUCGGCCGCGGCUACCUGAACGACGAUGAAAAGACGGCUGCCGCUUUUAUAUCACCACCCUCGUGGACAUCAGACUUUCCUAGAAACUUUUGCAGAAUGUACAAAACUGGCGAUCUCGUUCGCUACGAUGACGAUGGUGGUCUGCUCUACAUCGGCCGCAAAGACAAUCAGGUAAAGCUUCGAGGUCAAAGACUGGAGCUUGGGGAGGUCGAACACAAUGUUCAACAAGCCGCUUCCUCUCGACCAGCUCUUUGCUUCGUUCCCAAGAAAGGACCAUUUGCCAAUCGUCUGGUUGCAGUCCUAGGAGGAGGAUCUAAUAACCUUAUUCCUGUAUCCGAAUAUCGCCUCAUCCCAUUCAAGUUAGAUGGUGCGAUGCGUACAGAUAUUCAGAAACUUCGACAGCAUGUUGCAAGUAAAGUACCUGCCUACAUGGUACCAGAUCAUUUCGUGAUUUUGCGAGAUAUGCCAAUUUCUUUAUCAGGGAAGUUGGACCGUAAGAUUAUCGGAACGUGGGUUGAGCAGUUCACAAGCCAAGAUGAAUCCGUUUUCUCGACCGGGACAGAAAGCCGGGACUCAUCGACUCAUGCGGUACCAGCUAAUCCUAUGGAAACUGUGCUACAAACUGCCUGGGCUGCUGUUCUAGGCCUUCCUCCGGACAAGGUAGGAACCAAUCGAUCUUUCCAAGCUUUGGGAGGCGAUUCUAUCACGGCCAUGCAAGCGAUCGCUCGAAGUCGCAACAAAGGAUUUGACAUCUCCAUGAAAGAACUUCUGCGUGGUGACACUAUCCAGGUCCUCUCACGAAAAGUCAUUCCCAAGGAAAAUGUGUCCUCCAGAUACAUAAACCGAAACAAAGAUCCGUCGACAGCACUUUCGCCCAUACAACGAUUGUAUUCGAUUCUGGCUCCGAUGUCACAGGCGCAUUACUUCAAUCAGAGCGUUCAAAUGCGGUCUCGGAGGAAUGUCUCUCCUCAAGACCUCAGUGCCGCGUUACGAGCUGUUGUCACUCGACAUCCAUCCUUGCGUACCAGAUAUGACUUCUCUGAUUUGAGCAAACCGACACAGCGAGUUUUGGACGACGCCGAAGCAUCAUUCUCUGUAGCUUCCUGUCACGUAUCUAGCAAGUCUGCCAGACUGGGCCGGCUUAAAGCGGUGCAGAGCAUUCCAGACCCUGUUUUCGGCCCCAUCAUUCAUUGCGAGCUGAUUGAUGAGGAAGAGGGUGAUCAACGCAUCAUCCUUGUAGCGCCUCAUCUAGCCGUGGAUAUAGUGUCAUGGAGACUCAUUUUAGAGGAUAUGGAGACGAUACUCGAAGGUGCGACAUUAGGACCAACGCCUCUCGUAUCGUACCAAGACUGGUGCGAUAGGACUUUGCAAAACCAAGAAUCGGGACGGAAGCUUCCUACUCCAGAUUACGACUACUGGGGUCUUGACACGAGUUCGCUUGUCUACGGAGAGGUAGAGACGGAGUCAUUUUCGCUCAGCAGUUCUGCCACAGCAUCGUGCUUGGGCCCCAACAACAGCUAUCUUCGCAGCAAACCUACUGACCUGUUUAUUGGCGCGAUAUCGUGGGCUUUCCACGAAACAUUCCCAGACAGAGAAUCAGCUAUUGUAUGCCUCGAAGGGCACGGCCGACAGUCGACUGGCAACGAUUUGGACGUCACGAAUACGGUAGGCUGGUUCACCACGGUAAUGCCAGUGCAUGUCCCGAUAAUUCCCGGGGAGGAUCUUCUCCAGUUCUUUGUACGGACUAAAGACGCAAGAUUCCGAUCCGAAGCCCAUGGAGUCGACUUCUUCAAGACCCAGGAUCUCUCUAACGACAAAAAUGUGAAAAUCCCUGAGAUAAUGGUCAACUUCACGGGCAUUCAAAGGACAGACGUCGAAGCAGGUGGACUGUUUGUGGAAGACGUAGACAGCAGUGGCGACCAAUACGACUUCAGUGACAAUAUGCGUCGCUUCGCGGUAUUCGACAUCGCUAUCUGUGUGAAGAAUGGCAAGCUCGAGCUAGAAUUGUCCUUCGAUAAGCGUAUCCGUCAACGCAACCGUAUUGGCAAUUGGCUUUCCAAGUGCAAGGCUGUUCUGGAAGAGAUAUCUAUACAUGUUUCCAGCACUCCGCCAAGGCCGACGCUUUCGGAUUUCCCUAGUCUUGCUCUUUCUUACGAUGGCUUGGCUGUGUUAGAAAGCAACAUGCAAGAACUCGGGAUCAGCAUGCUCGAAACAGAUGGCCCUUGGGUUGAAUCAGUCUUCCCAGCUACUCCGAUGCAAAAUCAGAUGCUUCAAGCCCAGCAGGAGAACCCAAAUUACUGGCGCGUGAGUACAUUAUUUAAGACAUUCACGAGUGACUCGUCACCAAUCGAGCCACAAAGGUUGUCAACCGCAUGGAAGAAGGUAAUUGCGGCUAACGCAGCUUUACGAACUUUAUUAAUCCCCGGAUCACAAAUGACCGCUGCUGGUUACAUCAAUGUGGUUCUUGGCAAACUUCCACUUGAUGACUUUGUCACCAUCAGUUCCUCUCCCGAUUUAUCUGCACUACCUCGGACGAAGUGGCAAUUAGAACUGCCACAGCACCAUCUAACCAUUGUGCAACAUGGCCCGAAGAGUGUCCUGUGUCGGCUUGAGAUCAGUCACGCUCUGGUCGACCACUCAUCAAUGUCUGUGGUACUCCGAUGUCUCUCACAAGCCUAUGAAGACGGAUCGGUAGCUUUGAAUGUCGUUCCCUACGAGAACUAUGCCAUGGCUCUUUCCCAGGCCCCUUCCCGCGGGAGCCUAGACUUUUGGACAUCCUACUUGAGAGACGCCUCCCCAUCACGAGUAUCUGAUAUUAAAGCAACGGACGUGCGAGAAGACAAGGGCAUAUUCUCCACACCUAUCGACCUUACUGAAGUUUUUGAAUCUGUGAAGACAGCAUCGGAGACCCACGGUAUCACUUCUGCAACCAUUUUGCGUCUGGCCUGGGCGCUGGCGUUGGGAGAGCAAACGAAUAAUGCGGAUGUCGUCUUUGGUUUCAUAUCCUCUGGUCGCGACGUAUCAAUGCCUGAUAUUGAGCAUGUUGUUGGCCCUGUUUUGAAUGUCGUCGCCUGUAGGGUGUUGAGUACGAAGAAUGACACUUUAAAAACGCUACAAGCUGUUCAGGAAGAUUUCUUUACUACUUCACAACAUCAACAUUAUCUUGCAACCUAUCUGCGCGAGCAAUAUGGAACCAAUAGCCUUGGAUUGUUCGACAGCGUCGUGAAUUUCAGACGCCAUGGGGCUCCACAGGAGGAUGGAGGUAUUCUUUCAUUUGAAGAAUGGCCAGGUAGUGAGGAUCCUUAUGAGGUAAUAGCACCAAGUAACCUACAAAAUUUGGUUGGAAGUGAAGCUAACGACGAAACAGUACGCCAUAGUCCUGGAAAUUGA
Truncatella angustata is the source of this 7677-nucleotide messenger RNA. RefSeq lists its product as uncharacterized. Bases 1 to 7677 code for a protein of 2558 amino acids. Gene Ontology annotation, biological process: amino acid activation for nonribosomal peptide biosynthetic process; secondary metabolite biosynthetic process. Gene Ontology annotation, molecular function: catalytic activity; phosphopantetheine binding. Gene Ontology annotation, cellular component: cytoplasm. The transcript has 2 exons. The record is from RefSeq and is a predicted model, not a curated record. NCBI's taxonomy places the organism in Eukaryota, Fungi, Ascomycota, Sordariomycetes, Amphisphaeriales, Sporocadaceae.